Molecule: messenger RNA, 2949 nt
Organism: Mercenaria mercenaria
Lineage: Eukaryota; Metazoa; Mollusca; Bivalvia; Venerida; Veneridae
Exons: 17
Coding region: 850-2784 (644 amino acids)
Cellular component (GO): extracellular region
Molecular function (GO): chitin binding
Source: RefSeq, a predicted model, not a curated record
UGGAUGGCAAAAACUGCAGCCACUUUUAUCAAGGUUUAUAGAAAGGCAGAUAUAUACAAAUGAAAUGAUAUUUUGUGAACAUAUAUAAAUAUGUUACUUUAAGGAUUUUUACGGAAGAACAAUUUACACAUUUGAAAUAAACAGUUAUGUGUUGAAACGUUCGUAGUUGCACAGAGAGGUAGUUAUGUUAGAGUGGAUAUAAGUUAUCAUUUUUACAUUUUGGAAAAGUGACAUUACUUGCUUGUUUUGUAUACCUGAAACAAAGGGAAUUUCUGCACAGGCAAUAGGAAAAACAACUGUUUCUUACAAUUAUAUUUUACUACUGUCAUCUUUACAGCAUCGCAAGUUACAAUGUCGGAAAUAAUGUUCUUGAAAAUCCAUCUCUUACAGGCUAAGGGCUAAUAAAUCAUUCAAGACAUUUCAACGACAGGUUGACGUCAGUUUAGGGCUGAAAAAAAUGGAUCCUUAAAGACUGUCGUUUAUGUAUACUGUGGAAAAGAAACAAAGAUUAUUAUCUACAGCCAAAACAACGACCAUACAACAGUGUCUGUAUUCGUGUAUACAUGAUGGAUAUGUAAACAAAAUACAUAGAUUAAAAAGAAAAAGAGGUAGACAAAGAAUGGCGGGACAAAAACAUCAUGGAACAUAUUAGAAAACUUGGACACCACCCUGGAAUGGCCAGCGAAUAUACGUAAAUUACUUGAUCAGUUAAACCGGAUUAAUGUGUAAAGUCCUCAGUCUUAAUACAAACAAUUUUCCGAAGGUACAAGACAGUGUAAAUUAGAUAUCCUUAACAGGUGAAUCGCUAACACACGCAACGGUAACAAAAGGCACGAUACACAACCGACGAUGAGGAAUCUACUUCGUAUAAUGGCAUUGCUGGUGUUAGCCCCGGUGAUAAAAGGCCAAGUUAUGAUGGAUGAAACUUCAGGAGUAGACGCACUCAACAAUAUCAUGGGUGGAAAUAAUGGUACAGGACGUGUUGAUAUAGGGAGCGGUGUAGAUCUUGGAGUAGGGAGAGGUCCGGUGGACCGCGUCGUAGAUCGUGGAGUAGGGAGAGGUCCGGUGGACCGCGGUGUAGGUAUCGGAAGAGGGAUUGAUGGCAAUGACACUAUCCUUGAUGGACGGUCGGCAUUCGGGAUCGAAUCACAGGAAAGACUGAAUAUAUUGUGUAAACGAAGGUGCAAAACUGAAGUGUGUUACCUCUCGGAUAUCAACGACUGUCGUAAUUUCAUCACGUGCUCACAAGACGCUAGGGGAAACUACCAUGCUACACUCCAACCAUGUGCUUUUGGUACCUACUGGGCGGGGCUUCAGAAACAAAAGAAAAUUACCUGCGAUCUCCCGGAAAAUGUAGCAUGCAAAAUAGAUUAUUGCGCCGGCCUAUCUGAAGGGGCUACAUACGACCACAGGGAUGGGAACUGCAAGACAUACUGGGAGUGUGACAGAUACGGUAAAUCUUUUCCUAAGUGCUGUCCAGAUGGAUUCAGAUAUUCCAAUAGAAGAGGCGAGUGUGUACAGGACAGAUUGAGUUUAUGCCAAGACAAAUGUCCAAUCAAAAUAGACGCUUGCCUUGUCCCUGGCACGAAAACAGAAUUUUUUGACGACGGAAAUUGCGUAACAUAUUGGAACUGUGAAGACCUUCACCCACAUCCGGUUUGCUGUCCAGAGGGUCAAGGUUAUGAUGUUAUUCAAGGUUGUAUUGACAACCGUUUGUGCAAGCAUAAGUGUCCAGAUCAGUAUAAACCUGAUAUUUGUCUCAAGCCAGGCAUUGAGAAGUACUCUUUAAUUGACGGAUCCUGCCGAACGUACAUGAGGUGUAAUGCUAUAGAAGGAGACGAGAGGUGGUGUUGUCCUUCUAAUUACGUUUUUGACAGUAACACACAAAAGUGCACAGAGAGAACUCCAAACAUGAAUGUCUCGUGUUCGGAUCACUGUCCUCAGAAUUACAAUGAAGUUUGCACACUGAAACCUGCUUAUAACGCAUCAAUGUACAUGGUUGUUCAUCACGGUAUUGAGAUGGAAAUGCCGUGUGCACCAGGAACAUUGUUUGAUGUCACGAAAUGUGGUUGUGCCACGCCUAUACCAGGUGCCCCCGAUAACUCGUGUAGAAAAGAAUUGGACAUUUUGUUUGAUGCGCCGACAUGGUACAUGGGUGGGUCCGAGAGCAAGGUCAAGAUCGUUAAGAUUGGAACACAAGAAGAAGGACCUAAACUAAAUGGCAGAAUAUCCUAUAAGUUUAAUGGAGACUUGUACUUCCGAAUACCAUAUUUCCAGUCUCAAUAUGACAAUCUCUAUAUUAAACUUGUCUAUUUACCUGAAGAUGGCGCUUCAGCAGGAAACUUUAAGCAAGUUAUGUUGUCCAACUGCAUGAGCAUUGACCUUGGAGCACCGUCUAUGGAACUGUCAUUGCAGAAUAAUCGAGCUGUACUCGAACUUACUACUGACGUCUUAUCGAACGAAACCGCAGUACCGUAUAGACCAGUUGUGGCCUCAGUGGAUAUCACGCCUGGGAUAUGGAAUACUCUGACUGCCAUUUACAACGGAAGGGAUAUAUACAUGCUUAACGAAGGACAGGGACAACCAACAUUUGAUCGACAACCACUGACAGGUGCUAUAUCGGUAGCUGCCGAAGGUCUAGAUUUUGGUGGUUGUGUUAUAAAUCGAGACCUCAAAGAAGGGUUCCGUGGCUCCCUUGCAGAGCUGCAAUUUUCGAAGUGCCUGAACCAGAAGUGGGUAGAUAUUUUCAACGCGAACAUCCCUGCACAACCAGCACAGCCUUGAACAAAGAGCUACAAUGGUUUUAUUUUUUAAAGAAAUAAUUGAUAAUGUAAAUAUAUGUGUGCGUUUUAACCACAGACCUUUUAUCAUAAUGAUACAUACAUUUUCAUAAUAAUAAAUACAAUAUUGUUAUCAUAAUAACAAUUAAAGACUUUUUCUCAGAGUAAA